UCCACCUUCACCGAUCCUCAUUCCCUACAACCCGCCAACUAAAGCUUCUCCCGCGCUCCCCUUCAAUCACUAUGGUCGCCGCACUCAAAUUCGUGCUUAUCGCCACCCUUUCGGCUCUCGCCACCCAGGCCGCUCCCCUUGUUGAGAACCGUGAUGUCUCGGUCGACCUUCCUCUGGCCGACACUGUGGGUGGACUUCUGGGUACCGUCGAUGGAGUAGUCGACGGUGUCAACAUCAACCUUCGAAAGAAGGACGUCGACGUCGACUUGCCCCUGGCUGGUACCGUCGACGGGCUGCUCGGAACCAUCGAUGGACUCGUCGAUGGCAUCAAUGUCGAUUUGCGAAAGAGGCAGACCGUCAAUGUCAACCUUCCCCUUGCUCAGACUUUGGGCGAAGUGAUAGAUCUCCUCAACGGACUUUUGAAGGGUAUCAAUAUCAACCUCCGAAAGAAGGACGUCAACGUCAAUCUUCCUCUCGCUCAGAUUCUGGGCGAUGUAGUCGACACCCUUAACGGACUCUUGAAGGGCAUCAAUGUCGACCUCCGAAGGAAGGACGUCAACGUUAAUCUUCCUCUCGCUGAGACCCUCGGGAGUGUCAUCGACAUCCUCAAAGGUGUGUUGGCCGGCAUCAACGUCAACCUCUAGGUAUCUACCCCUAGCUGGGGCCUAUGAGGUAGUCGCUUGUCAAGAUUGUGUCUUAUCAAGCUUGUUGAAUCGAAACCUGUUGCAAGAUUUGAACCGUUGGAAAUUGUACGAACGAAACGAAAACAAGAACUGUCUGUCGAAUCUAAAUUCAUGUCUAUGUUAAAA
This is a messenger RNA of Filobasidium floriforme, 809 nucleotides long. RefSeq lists its product as uncharacterized. Bases 72 to 644 code for a protein of 190 amino acids. The transcript has 2 exons. NCBI's taxonomy places the organism in Eukaryota, Fungi, Basidiomycota, Tremellomycetes, Filobasidiales, Filobasidiaceae. The record is from RefSeq and is a predicted model, not a curated record.